Messenger RNA from Closterium sp. Naga37s-1, 321 nucleotides. NCBI's taxonomy places the organism in Eukaryota, Viridiplantae, Streptophyta, Zygnematophyceae, Desmidiales, Closteriaceae. The record is from the annotation of a GenBank genome assembly.
AUGACCCUCGGGGGGACCACGAGCGACAACACGCGCCUGCUCGGCCAGGCUCCAGAGGAGGAGGAGGAGGAGGAGGAGGAGGAGGAGGAGGAGGAGGAGGAGGAGGAGGAGGAGGAGGAGGAGGAGGAGAUGCAGGCGGAGGGCGUGAGGGAGGUGGCCGUGGCAACCGGCCUGGAGGUGCUGUACCAGGAGACCCCCAACUGCCGCGGAGCGGCGGCCGAGGCUGACCGCAUGAUCGAGCCUAGGGAGACAGCUAGGCAUGCCUGGCGAGUGCCAGACCUGGGUGUAGAGCCUGUUGUUAGUGCAGGUAAGGCUCGUUAA